AUGCCGAGCAGCCUGCGCUCGCUGGUGAGCGGCCGCCGCGCCGCCACCGCCGGCUCGUCGGCCAGCCUCUACACCGAGUCGACGAGCGGCUCGUCGCCGCGCCUGUCGGCCAUGCGCAAGUGCGAGACGGUGCUGGCGCUCGCCGAGGCGCCCGCGCUGCGCCCCGUCAACCGGCUGCGCGUGCCGCCGCCCGCCGGCGGAGGCGGGCUGUGCUCUCGCUGCUCAUCCCUGCUCUCGCUCGCCUCGUCGUCGAGGUACUCGCUCAACACGGCUACGGCCAGCUUCGUGCCGCAGCCGCCGGCGCCCGCGCCCGCCCUGCUCUGCAAGCUCUGCCUGCAGGAAGUCCCGCCGCGACACGUCGUCCAGCUCGCAGACUGCGCCUGCGAGUACUGUAUCGAGUGUAUGAAGGCGUACCUGGAGUUCGAAAUCCAAGAAGGCGCUUACGAGAUCUCUUGUCCCGACGCCCAAUGUGAGAAGCAGGGCGUGAUCUCAAUAUCUGAAAUGGAGACUCUAGUCACAGCAGAUUUGAUAGAGAAGCACAAGAAGUUCCGCCUAAACAGAGAGGUGGACCUGGAUGUGGCACGCACGUGGUGUCCCCGUGCCGGUUGUGAGACAGUUUGCUCGGUAUGCCCCACGGAGAAGUGCAGGCCACAAUGCGUGCACUGUCCCACUUGUGCAGAUGACUUCUGUUCCAACUGCCGUCGCCCGUGGCAUCCAGGUGUGCCAUGCGAGCAGGCAGCUCCUGCCUCCGAGCCACCAGGCAUACCAUUCGACUCUGACCUCAUCAAGUGCUGCCCCAUGUGCAAUGUGCCCAUAGAGAAGGAUGAAGGGUGUGCACAAAUGAUGUGCAAGCGCUGCAAGCAUGUUUUCUGUUGGUACUGCCUCGCUUCACUUGAUGAUGACUUCCUUCUACGGCACUACGAUAAAGGACCUUGCAAGAACAAACUAGGCCAUUCACGGGCCUCUGUCAUCUGGCACCGGACCCAGGUGAUUGGAAUAUUUGCUGGCUUUGGAAUCCUGUUGCUUGUGGCUUCACCAUUGCUGCUGCUGGCUGCACCGUGCAUUGUAUGCUGCAAAUGUCGCAUCUGCAGUGGUGGCAGUAAGCUUGACAGUGAAGAUGAGUUGCCUGAUGAAUCUGCAUCUUGAGCAACUAGCAUAUUGACUCUUUUAAAGAAGUACUGAUUCUGUAGUGUUGUGACAGGAUAAAAUGCCAGUGAGUGUAUCCAUAAGCACUUAGUGAAGGACUGACUGUUUUUCAACUGAAAUGUGCAUUAGGGAUAACUCCCUGCUGUCGUGAGGACUGAAUUAGUGCCAGCUUUUGUGGGUGACUGAACUAAUGCAUACUAUUUUGUAAAUGGAAAAAAUCACUAUAAUGUUCAUCUUUUUCUUGGAGUUAUUUGGUAUUUGUAAGGAUAUCCAUCUGUGUUGAUGGUUACUGAAGUUAAUAAAGAGUUACUUUCACUUUUUUGCUUCAUUAAUGAAGUAUGGGUGAUUGUUACAUUCAAUUAUA
Schistocerca piceifrons (Central American locust) is the source of this 1510-nucleotide messenger RNA. Its product is annotated as E3 ubiquitin-protein ligase RNF144A-like. Gene Ontology annotation, molecular function: zinc ion binding; ubiquitin conjugating enzyme binding; ubiquitin protein ligase activity. Gene Ontology annotation, cellular component: cytoplasm; ubiquitin ligase complex. The record is from RefSeq and is a predicted model, not a curated record. Gene Ontology annotation, biological process: positive regulation of proteasomal ubiquitin-dependent protein catabolic process; protein polyubiquitination; ubiquitin-dependent protein catabolic process. Lineage: Eukaryota; Metazoa; Arthropoda; Insecta; Orthoptera; Acrididae. The transcript is spliced from 4 exons. Bases 1 to 1146 code for a protein of 381 amino acids.